GAGGAGGGAACGUUGACCGUGUUUGUUAUCACCAGAGGACAAUACAAUCAAGGUGUUUCAAAAGCUCUCUCUAAAUGGCGCAAGAAGCUGGCCUCAUUCCUCCUCCACCUCACCUAUCAAACCCACGAUUUACCCUUGAGCUUGAAUUCGUCCUUUCCCUCGCGAAUCCUUAUUAUAUUUCUCACCUUGCUGUCACCUAUCCGCAUCUUCUUGGCAUCUCCUCCCAAUCCACAGACAACGAUGAUCCUUCAGCAUCGUCCGACGCUAAAGCGUUUGCUGCGUACCUUGCCUAUCUCUAUGAUUACUGGAAGCGUCCCGAAUACGUCCAGUUCUUGACACACCCCGGAGCUACCCUAAGAGCGUUGCGGCUCUUACAAGAGGAAUCAUUCCGCAAAGCAGUGAUCAGGCCACAGGUUAUUGAGGCGUUGCUGGGCACAACGACGGAGGUCGAUCUGCACGUUGAGUCGGAGGAAGACCGGGAGAAGAAUAACGAGGAGCAAGCUGAGAAGGGGUCCAAUGGCGCUACUUCCUGAAAGUCAGGUGUUUAUUGCUCUUGGUGGCGGCAGCGAUGAAGGCAUAUAAACCAUUAUUUGAUAUUACGGAUAUUCGCCACGUUGGCGAUUCUCUUGUCGUGCUAUAGCCGUGGAUUCUGGAAUUCAACCCAUUUUGCCUUUUCGGAGUUCGCGGCGCGCCUCUGGAGAACGGUUGCCCGUUGCCCAUUCCGUUGUCGAAAGGCUUAGGGUACGAAGCGACCAUGAAUGACCCGGCUCACUUGCUGUAUGUCGAACAGCUUGCGAUAUGCCAACAACAGUUCAUACGGACAUCGAAAGUCUCCACAAAUAUCCUUACACACUUCCGAAACUUCUGCUUCCGGACAAUUUUCGACUGUUGAUAAUACUAGGAAGCAGUGUGAACGCAUUUCUUCAGAUACUAGUUCUGCAGCUUGUGCAAAUCUGAUGGCUGGCGGUCUUUGGCUGAAAGCGGAAGCUGGACCAGCUUGGCCAGUUGAUGACAAUGUUUAGUCGGUCCGGGCUUCGAUUUUGUGCCGUCGGCGUUUUCAACCUGCCUAAUCACCAAUCUCCGAAAUGGGCGGAUUCUCUCAGCACGAUAAUAACAUAGAGGAUGGAGUGGAAGUGCCAGCGAACUCUUCUGCCAGCUCUCUGCGCACGUGUUUGGGCGGGAGUGUCAAAAUGAGAUGGAGGGCAUUGUGUUUGCUUUAGACAUCUUCAAAACUAGUACCCUACAUUUAUAUGUACCUAACAUACUUUGUACAUAGCUACAUACGAAGGCCAUAGGAAGAUAUGGAUCCAACAAAAAUACCCUUUUAGAA
Coccidioides immitis RS is the source of this 1330-nucleotide messenger RNA. RefSeq names its product RNA polymerase II mediator complex subunit Soh1. The transcript has a single exon. Gene Ontology annotation, cellular component: mediator complex; core mediator complex. NCBI's taxonomy places the organism in Eukaryota, Fungi, Ascomycota, Eurotiomycetes, Onygenales, Onygenaceae. Gene Ontology annotation, molecular function: transcription coregulator activity. Bases 75 to 533 code for a protein of 152 amino acids. Gene Ontology annotation, biological process: regulation of transcription by RNA polymerase II. The record is from RefSeq and is a predicted model, not a curated record.